Molecule: messenger RNA, 2174 nt
Organism: Cucurbita maxima (winter squash)
Lineage: Eukaryota; Viridiplantae; Streptophyta; Magnoliopsida; Cucurbitales; Cucurbitaceae
Exons: 11
Coding region: 214-1998 (594 amino acids)
Source: RefSeq, a predicted model, not a curated record
CUCUCUCUCUCUCUCUUUCCUCUGCCUUGGGACACCAAAAGCGCUUCGGACAAUCCCUGCUUUGUCACUCGCUGUGCGCCAAACGCCUUCCGACAAUUCUCUCUCUAUCUCUCUCUUUCAUUGGCACAAAAAAGCUUAUAUAUUCACAGCAAGGAAAAAAAGAUGCUUUGCCCUGCAACAAUUGCUAGUCUGAAGUUCUGUCAAAAGUAAAAGAUGAAUGCCAGAGUCCGCGACAGCAUUCAAACCGUCAAAACUCUUAAUCAUGACAAGAAGGUGAAGAAGUUAGAGAGGAACAAGACGAUGGGGAAUGACAAAUCUGGGAGUACCAUAAAUCGCCGCAAAUUAAACAGAGAACGAAAAAUAGCAUUGCUACAAGAUGUUGAUAAGCUGAAGAAGAAGCUGAGACAUGAAGAGAAUGUUCAUAAGGCAUUAGAAAGAGCAUUUACUAGACCCCUAGGAGCCCUCCCUCGUCUUCCUCCAUAUCUCCCUCCUUAUAUACUAGAACUUCUAGCUGAAGUAGCUGUUCUAGAGGAAGAGGUUGUAAGGCUAGAAGAACAGGUUGUGAAUUUCAGACAAGGACUCUAUCAGGAAGCUGUAUAUGUAUCAUCUUCCUCAAGGAAUUCAGACAAUUCCAUAGACACAAUGGAGCCUGUCUCGACAAGAGUCUCGAAGCAUCGGAGAACGAAGUCAUAUUGCCAAAAUGAGUUCAAUUCUGCAAACUCAACAGCCAGGCUGCAGCCUUCACUGGCCAGAUGUUCUUCAAGUCGAAAGCUAUCGACGAACGACAACUUCUUCGAUCGUAAUGGUAACUGUUCUAACAGGUUCGCCAAUGGGAAACAAGUUCCCGGGAAAUCGAGUUCGUUUUUGUUUCUUCCAGAAGAUGGGCUGGGAAAAGAGAAUCAGUCAUAUACAAAUACUGUGAAAAAAAGGCCAUCUCCAGAAAAGAAAGUUGAUAGAAUUAUAAGCCCACUGAAGAAGUCUCCUUUGAAAUCUCAGCUGGAGUUUAGACUGGAACGAGAAAGAGCAAAGGACAAUUCAUCAAGUUUGUGUGAUGAUAUAGAGGCUAGUAGCUCACCAAACAAAAUUUCAGAGGACAUUGUGAAGUGUUUAUCUUCCAUUUUCAUAAGACUGAGUUCAUCAAAAGACAAAGCUUUGGACUCAUCAGAUGCUCAUACAUCAAAUGGACCAGCAGAGUUGCAAGAUCCUUACGAUGUCGGUUCAGAUUUCAAACCGAGGGACAUUGGUUCCUACAGACAUCUUUGUCCAAUCGAAGCUAGUUCUGUGAAUUUCAACCGUUCAACUAACGCAGUUUUUGUAAUUCAUAGACUCAAAAACUUGUUCCGAAGACUCGCCUCGGUGAACUUGGCAGGUCUUAGCCAUCAGGAAAAGCUAGCUUUCUGGAUCAACACCUACAAUUCCUGCAUGAUGAAUGCAUUUAUAGAGCAGGGCAUACCUGAGACUCAUGAAAGAGUUGUAACAUUGAUGCAAAAGGCAACAAUUGUUGUGGGAGGACACCUUCUAAAUGCACUAACAAUUGAGCAUUUCAUCUUGAGGCUUCCUUAUCAUCUGAAGUUCACCUGUCCAAAAGCAGUAAAGAACGACGAGAUGAGAGCACGCAGUUUGUUCGGAUUGGAAUGUUCCGAACCCUUGAUCACAUUUGCACUCUGCUGUGGAAGCUGGUCGUCUCCUGCUGUGAGAGUGUACACAGGAUCUAAAGUUGAAGAGGAGUUAGAAGUAGCCAAGAGGGAGUAUUUACAGGCAGCAGUUGGGAUUUCAAAGACAAACAACAAGUUGAUGAUUCCAAAGGUCUUGGAUUGGUACUUACUUGACUUCGCAAAGGAUUUGGAAUCACUGUUGGAUUGGGUUUGCUUGCAGCUUCCAAAUGAGCUGAGAAUUGAAGCAGUUAAAUGCGUUGAGAGGAAAGGAAGAGAGGCUGUCUCCCAAUUAGUGCAAGUAAUGCCAUAUAAUUUCAGCUUCAGAAUGCUGUUACACAGAUGAAACAUAAACCUUUUCAUGUUUUGAUUUGAUUAGUUUUUAGGUUUGUGUUUCACUCCUCCGAUCCUCAAUGCUGUACGAAUGUUGAAUGUGUUGCUUAGUUCAUAUACUAAACAUAGAACACACAGUUACAAUACAGAAUGAAGAUAAGUACAAUAAAUAUCGAUUUUUGUUCUUUA